Messenger RNA from Microthlaspi erraticum, 846 nucleotides. The record is from the annotation of a GenBank genome assembly. NCBI's taxonomy places the organism in Eukaryota, Viridiplantae, Streptophyta, Magnoliopsida, Brassicales, Brassicaceae.
AUGGCUCGUCACUCAUCGGACGAUGGCCACCCGCCAGUGAACUCGACGGUGGUCGCCAUUGACAAAGACAAGAACAGUCACUACGCUGUUCGUUGGGCCGUCGACCAUCUCUUCAAUCUGAUCAACAAUCCCAACAUGAUUCUUGUCCAUGUUCGUCUUAAAAAUUCUUACCAUAGUGGAAAUGAUAACGAUGACUUAAAUCAGCUUUUUGUUCCUUACAGAGGAUAUUGCGCGCGAAAAGGGAUUACGAUGAUGGAGGUUGUUCUGGAAGAUACAGACGUUGCGAAAGCAGUCUUGGAUUACGUUAACAACAACCUCGUGAACAACAUCGUGGUGGGAUCAUCGUCUUCAAAGAACCCAUUCGCAAGAUCUCUCAAGCUGACUAAAUCCCAUGAUGUUCCAGCUUCGAUCCUCAAAUCAACCCCUGAGUUUUGCUCCAUCUACGUCAUCUCUAAAGGCAAAGUCCAGUCCUCGAGGACAGCUCAAAGAACUAUCACCAAUACACUCGUCCCACCACGUGCACCAUCAUCUACAUUUCAUCACCUAAACGUACCUGACAAUGACCAAGAUCCUGUACCUAGGAGCCAGCGUAGUUCAAGAAACUCAACUCCAGAGAGGUAUCCUAAUCAUGAUAACGGCUUCAAAGCAGGGAGAGAAAGGCUCAGAAGUCCUACAAAUGGAUCAAUGAACUUUCAUCAUGAUUUUCAGCCGGCAAAGGGUCAGAGGAACUCUGGUGGUCAUAGUUCGGUUUCAGAUGAAUCGGAUGGUGGAUCUCUCAUGAUGGGAUCCAUUGAUAUAACUGCUCGUAAUUUUUGGUAUCAUGGGAGGUGGAUCUGCUUCUUCUGA